GGAAGAAAAAGACGAUACUGGUUUAAGGAGACCUUCAUCUGAGCACGAAGCAGUCAUGGCGGAAUAUUGGCUCAUUUCGGCUCCUGGUGACAAAACAUGUCAGCAGACUUGGGAAACCAUGAAUAAUCUCACCAGCAAACAGAAUAAUUUGUGCACAAAUUAUAAGUUCCACAUUCCUGAUUUGAAGGUUGGCACGCUGGAUCAGUUGGUAGGUCUGUCGGAUGAUUUGGGUAAACUGGAUGGGUUCGUUGAACAAGUUACCCGAAAGGUAGCUCAGUACUUGGGGGAAGUAUUAGAGGAUCAAAGAGAUAAACUGCAAGAAAACCUGAUGGCCAAUAACACCGAUUUGCCAAAUUAUCUAACGAGAUUCCAGUGGGACAUUGCCAAAUAUCCGAUAAAGCAGUCUCUCCGUAACAUUGCCGAUAUUAUCAGCAAGCAGGUCGGUCAGAUCGACGCCGAUCUCAAAACCAAGUCUUCGGCGUACAACAACUUGAAAGGCAGCCUCCAGAAUUUGGAAAAGAAGCAAACAGGGAGUUUAUUAUCUCGCAACUUGGCAGACUUGGUGAAGAAAGAACACUUUAUAUUGGAUUCGGAAUAUUUGCAAACACUCCUAGUUAUCGUGCCAAAACAGCAGUUCUCGGAGUGGAACGCCACUUAUGAAAAGAUCACCGACAUGAUCGUACCCCGUUCGACGCAGCUCAUCACCCAAGACAACGAGUACGGACUCUAUACCGUGACAUUGUUCAAGAAAGUCGUGGAGGAGUUCAAACUGCACGCCAGAGAAAAGAAGUUCAUCGUGCGCGACUUUAUUUAUAAUGAGGAAGAGUUGGCUGCGGGCAAGAAUGAAAUCACGAAACUCGUCACGGAUAAGAAGAAGCAGUUCGGUCCGCUAGUCAGAUGGUUGAAGGUGAACUUUAGCGAGUGCUUCUGCGCUUGGAUUCACGUGAAAGCUCUGAGAGUUUUUGUGGAGUCUGUGUUGAGAUAUGGUUUACCGGUCAAUUUCCAAGCCAUGCUAAUCCAUCCCAAUAAAAAGACAAUGAAACGGUUGAGGGACGUUUUGAAUCAGUUAUACGGCCAUCUAGAUAGUAGCGCUGCCCUUUCUGGGCCCAAUUUUGAUAGCGUCGACAUUCCAGGCUUAGGUUUCGGCCAAUCAGAGUAUUACCCUUACGUAUAUUACAAGAUAAACGUGGACAUGAUUGAAGCAAAGAUCUAGAUCCCAAUAACGGUUGCUCAUGUCCACCAGAAUUAUGUUAGGUUCCAAAAGUUUUUAAAACUCAACGUACUAUGAAAAUCUUAAUAAUUUUUCUGUCGAAGCACACUUAUUUUAAAAGUAGGGCUGUUUAUUGGAGUUUCCCCCUCUGAGUUUCGUCUGGAUGUAUAUAAAUAGUAUUUUUACAAUACCAGGAUGUGCAGUUUAUAAUGUAACAUCAAAUUUUUGACAAUAUUUGCAAAUUUUUACGAUGAAAAUUUUUCAUUGUACUGGAGCAGUAUUGAUUUUAUUGUAUAAAUGUAUAUACAAGAAGAGCGUAAACAAUAAUUAACUUGUCUUUUGCCUUUGAGCUAUUUUUAUCAUAAGAAUUCCAUAAUGUAAUAUAGUUUCAGGUUAGCGAGUAACAUUUUUUUCGAAAGUAAGUGGUGUUGAGAUUAUUCGUUCCACUGUAAUUGUUAGAGUAUCAAUAAAGAAUUGAACUGUUCAAAC
Molecule: messenger RNA, 1699 nt
Organism: Leptinotarsa decemlineata (Colorado potato beetle)
Lineage: Eukaryota; Metazoa; Arthropoda; Insecta; Coleoptera; Chrysomelidae
Gene: Vha44
Product: V-type proton ATPase subunit Vha44
Biological process (GO): proton transmembrane transport
Cellular component (GO): lysosomal membrane; vacuolar proton-transporting V-type ATPase, V1 domain
Molecular function (GO): proton-transporting ATPase activity, rotational mechanism
Source: RefSeq, a predicted model, not a curated record